CAGCAGUUGUGGAGAGAGUGUUGCAGUGAAUGUGUCAUACGAUUGCAGUCAUAAGGCAUAUCAUAACACAAUCCAUACUAUAGUUAACAGUAAUUGUAACCCAAUUGCGAUCACAAGCAUUGUCUCAAACACUGAACACUCGCCACGAGUUAGAUAUUGUCCUCAAAUCCAGUGAUUCUGUAGCCAUGUCUUCAGAGAACCGAAGACCAGUUGACUCAACAAAUAGUGACCAAAAUGGCGGCGAAACGGGAAGAAUAGCGGCCACGAAGAGGUUGCAGAAGGAGUUAAUGGAUUUUGUGCUCAACUCAGACCAGUCGAUGACCGCCUUUCCCGAUGGCGACAAUCUCUUCAGAUGGAUCGCAACCAUCACUGGACCCAAGGAUACCGUUUUCGAUGGAUUGAAGUUUAAAUUAUUGCUCACUUUUUCGCCUAAAUAUCCGUUUUGUGCGCCAUUUGUGGUCUUUCUUAACCAUUGCUUCCAUCCAAACAUCAGCAGUGAUGGAGACAUUUGU
This is a messenger RNA of Oppiella nova, 512 nucleotides long. The record is from the annotation of a GenBank genome assembly. Lineage: Eukaryota; Metazoa; Arthropoda; Arachnida; Sarcoptiformes; Oppiidae.